Molecule: messenger RNA, 699 nt
Organism: Lachancea lanzarotensis
Lineage: Eukaryota; Fungi; Ascomycota; Saccharomycetes; Saccharomycetales; Saccharomycetaceae
Gene: PEX11
Product: LALA0S02e05622g1_1
Exons: 1
Coding region: 1-699 (232 amino acids)
Biological process (GO): peroxisome fission; regulation of peroxisome size
Cellular component (GO): peroxisomal membrane
Source: RefSeq, a predicted model, not a curated record
AUGGUCUGCGAUACUCUCGUCUACCACCCUUCGGUCUCUAGACUUAUUAGCCUUUUGGAUACCACUGCUGGAAGAGAAAAGAUUUUGAGACUACUCCAGUAUCUGUGCCGCUUUCUGGGAUACCAAUACUCAUCGAUUCUGGCCAAAAAACUGCAAACGGAGUUUACGACCGUGCGGAAGAUUUUACGGUUUUUGAAACCCUUGAACCAUUUGCAACUGGCUUCAAAGUUCUACGACAACAAGAUCUCGAACGAUAAUGUUGUGCGUGUGUUCAACAUUCUUAAAAACUUGGCUUACGCUGGUUACCUGACGCUCGACCAGAUCAAUUUGUUACGAAUCCUGAAACUCGUUCCGGUCACCAAAACCACAGGCAUCACGGUCCCACGCUGGGCCAAUUGGUGCUGGCUCGGAGGUCUAAUCAGUGGUCUGGUCCUGGACUUACGCAAGCUACAGGUUACUCAAGAGCACAUCAAGCUGGGUCUUAUCACUAACCACGACGAGAAGGAUCUCAAGACCUCACAGCUAACCAAACACUACCAGGACCGGGCUGCUGCGCUCAAGAGACUAUUGUGGGACUCUCUCGACACUUUCAUCGUCUUGAACAAUCUCCAGUUCUUACAGUCGCCCGACGGUUCUAUUGGGUUGGCAGGCGUUGCUACCUCGCUCUUUGGAAUCCAAAGCUUAUGGGAAACCGCUUGA